AUGACUGGCGCAAAGCGAAGCCACGCCGAGGUCGUCAAAGAUGACAAGGCGAUCUCUUCGUUGUACUCAUCCUUGCCAGAAGGAAAACCAUCGAAGAGGCAGCGGAAGGAUAUAGACAUACCCGUUCAACCCACAACGGAUAGUCCACCAGUGACAGCCAAGGCCGACACCAACAUGGAAGAGGCACCCGAUGACGCUGAUGCGCAGCAUGAUGCCCCAGUGUUUAUGAGUGUCACAGCUGCUCCAACUGAUGUAGGGAUCUCUUUGCCUGUGGCUGUCAGCAAGCCGUUUCUUAAGUUCGCCUCUAAAUGGUUUGAGGAGGAGGAUGUCGUUCUACCCUGGGACGCUGGCGGCAGCAAAGAGCAGAAGCGACUGAAGGGCUUGGGCCUUGGACAGGAGAAUUUUCCUCUCGUUGUUUCCGUUGCUGUUGUUCGUGCUACGCCUACUAGACCAGCUCCGCAGAAUCGUCCCAAACCAAAGAAAGAAGUGAUGACGAUGCAGACUGCUGCUAAUGAAUCGUUAGAAGUUGAAGAAGAUGAACAAGAGGACCACGUUGCUGACUCGCAUGAGGAAGAGGAUGAGCGCAAAGCUGCCGAAGAAGAUCACGAGGCACGAUUGAGCGCGACUAUCCUCCCUGGCCAUAUGCUCGAUCGCGUUCGAGCGGCAGUCAACAUCUUUAGCGAAGAAUUAGCCAUAUUGGAUUCAUCAGCCAGUGGGCAGUCCGUAACACUCGUUCGAGCCGCCUUGUUGGAACACUGUGGUGCACCUCAUGAUCAAUACGUGUUGAAGAAUGGGUAUCGCCAGGCGCGCCCGCAGGCAUUGCGAGCAUUGGCCAAUGCGAUCUCACCUUGGCCGCGGAAUGGCUUGCCUACCCACGACUUCGACUUUCAGGAGAAGACGCUUGAUCAGGGCGUCAACAGCCCAGACGUCCUCGGAGUGAUGAAUCAGGAGGAAGUCCAGACAACGAAGAUCGACUGGGAUAUGGACUCCAUGGUCGAACUGUACCAACUCUGUGCCGCGAUGGAAUCCUCCAUCGUGAAAGACAUGAUUGCAAACGAGAUGCGAGAUCUCUAUCAGGCACAUGUUAGCCAAGGCACGGUAACAGAGUUCAUUCCACCAGUGGACUUCAUGAACACGCUCACCCAUAAAGAUAACCAGCCCUUCCUCCGUCUGCUAGUUGACAUUGUGAUCGAGCAGAACAUAAAACAUGGCAUAGUCUACCCAGAAUCCAUCGGUAGCACCCUCUUCGACGCCUUGAGAGCCAAAACAGAGGCCAAUCACAUGCGCGGUAUCAUCACCCGAGACGGUAAACUCGCGCAGCAAGGCCGUCGAAAUGCCUUGGUCAUGAUGUCGCAACGCGAAGAAGAGAAGACUGCGUUUGCACUGUUAAGGUUCGAGCAAUUGCUGAGAGUCAUUGAUAAGUGCCAUGUUGAAGGACAGAUGUUUGAGCAGCCGAAGCACAAGGUUGCACAAAGAAAGUUGCUGAGCAUCAUCGAGAAGGCACAGUGGGAGCAUCGCAAUGACUGGGCAUACUUUGCCAAGUUUUGCGAUAUGGAGGACGAGUGGAGGAGUAGCUGGUUCGGUAUCUAG
Molecule: messenger RNA, 1590 nt
Organism: Parastagonospora nodorum SN15
Lineage: Eukaryota; Fungi; Ascomycota; Dothideomycetes; Pleosporales; Phaeosphaeriaceae
Exons: 4
Coding region: 1-1590 (529 amino acids)
Source: RefSeq, a predicted model, not a curated record